AUGGCCCCGAUAUCUGCCAUUGAACACAUUGCAAACCCAUUGGUGACCUCCAAGCAACUCAUCAACCUCAAAAACUCCGAAGACGACAAUGGCCAGUCCGUCCGAUUUGCGCAAGCUCAACUCACCUCGGCGGCGGGCAUACUGCUGCGUCUGUCGCAAGAAGUGAUUGCGCAAGCCAUAGUCCUUCUCCAGCGCUUCUCUGUGUCGAGCAGACCCCAAGACCGCGACGCGUUCAAGCCCAAGACUCUCUCUGCGGCAUCGAUCUAUCUCGCUGCCAAGCUCUCCGCGACUCCAGUCUCUCCUCGAUCUGUGGUCAAUGUGUACGCCUAUUUGACCUCGAAAGCGUCGCCUCUCCAAUUCAUCAAUCCCCACGGAGUGCGUACAAAUCCCGAUCCGCAAGACUACUUCGUCACGGAAGGGACAUAUGAAAGAGAAAGACAAAGAUUGUUUGUUUGUGAGAGCGUGGUACUGGCCGGCAUAGGGUUUGAUACUCGGGUCGCUUUACCUUACAGUCUGGCUCUCACAUACAUUCAGGCGUUGGGCGUAUCGUCUACGGAGCUGGCGAGGAGGGUCAUUGAACAUCUCAAUGCAGGGUUGCUCUCCCCUCAACUGCUGUACCUUAGCCACCAACCUAACGCUCUGGCCGUGGCAGCCAUCUACCUGGCAGCAAGGGAGAUAGGCGUCAAGCUCGUCGAACAGAACUGGUGGGAAGUCUUUGACGUCGACCGAGAGGACCUUGGCUUCCUCGUGCUGGCAUAUGGAAGUCUCGCGAAUUUUGCAGAGGCCGAAUUGAAGAAGUGGAAAGCCACGGCUUUGUCGUUAGGUUGA
Molecule: messenger RNA, 828 nt
Organism: Capronia coronata CBS 617.96
Lineage: Eukaryota; Fungi; Ascomycota; Eurotiomycetes; Chaetothyriales; Herpotrichiellaceae
Exons: 1
Coding region: 1-828 (275 amino acids)
Biological process (GO): regulation of transcription by RNA polymerase II
Cellular component (GO): nucleus
Molecular function (GO): cyclin-dependent protein serine/threonine kinase regulator activity
Source: RefSeq, a predicted model, not a curated record